Molecule: messenger RNA, 2050 nt
Organism: Botrytis cinerea B05.10
Lineage: Eukaryota; Fungi; Ascomycota; Leotiomycetes; Helotiales; Sclerotiniaceae
Exons: 2
Coding region: 700-1875 (391 amino acids)
Source: RefSeq, a predicted model, not a curated record
AUUGUGUAUUAGCCUUGGAGAGCUUUCUGGGAUUUAUCUACUUCAUACUCAUUAUAAUCAACCUUACGAUCUUGAACGUGCCAUUUUCGUCGAAGAAUCGAACUACUGUGGUCAAAUUCGAUCCAGGAAUCGUGUAUGGUUGAUUUUCUACCAGUAUACAUUGUUUUACACUAAGAUAAUCUUUGGAACUGCCUGCACUCGAGCUUUAUGAUAUAGAAUACUUAUUUCAUCUCCUCUCAACGACAACACUUGAUUCAAAUCCGGGAUAUCGAGACGUCUCUUGAUCAUUCGACCCUCAAACUUAGCGAAAUUUCCUAGACCUCUCUCUUUUCCUACUGAGAAAGGCGAGUUUCUUCUAUUGACUGCUCAAAAACACUCUAUUCUCUCCAUCAAGGUUCUCUUUAUCUCUUCAGAGUUGAAAAACUAAGAGAGCCUCUAGAGCAGAACGUUACUCAAUCUUGCGAUCACCCGACCACGCUUGCUUCUGGGUAAACACUACAACGAUACUGAAACUACCUCUGAUUCAUAAUUUAACUUUUUAUUAUCUUGAAUGGGAUGUUUUAACACAAGUCGAGCCUCUCUGAACCUUCUUGUUACUUACCACUCUUGACAAUCUAUCACCGCAACAUACCUUCACAAUAAACCUCGGUUAUCAUAUUCCACAGCAUCUUCCCCUAUCCAACUCACCAUUACGACAAAAUGGGGGGUAAAUUCUGGAGUGCAGAAGAACAGGAAUAUUUUGUCCACGAAGUCAUGACCAAAUCACGUUUUAAUGGUAAAGAUGGCGCAUACAACCCUAACAAAGGUAUGUCAUGGGCGGAUCUCGCAGUCAUGAUGCAGCGUAAUAUGGAUGAAAGAGAGCUAGCUCGUAGACAAUAUACUGGAAACAUGCUUUAUGAGCAUUGGUAUCAGACUGUCAAGAAAGAUUGGGGCGAAGAUCGCGUUAGGAUAUUGGCGGCAAGUGCGAAAGCUGCUCGGCGUGGUGCGGGUCGACAACCGAGAUCAUCUCGAGUCAAGAAAGCCAACCCGAGGGUUGAUACAACAUCACCUCUACCGAUUGCUGCAGAACAAUCCAGAAAACGCACAACAAGCCCUGUAGAACAGCGAAAAGAAGUCAUUGCCCGCCAAAACACCACAGAGUCUUCAGGUUACACUUCCAACCAUUCUUUCAUGACAGACCAUGCUGCUCCUGGAAGACGUUCAGCACACUUUGAAAGCUUAAGCAUAGCUCAGAGACGAUAUUCUAGCCUUCCAACACGCUCCGGUUCCUCAAAAAAUGGCCAUUUUCACCCAUACAAAGCUCCCGAUACAUACCGCCACGCGCGCCCUGAACAUGCGACAACACGUCACUCCUCACGCCAUCUUAGACGUCCCGAAUCUCAACUCCCUCUUCUGACCAUUGACUCGGAAGCUCACACGAGAUCUACUCCUCCAACCGCACCAAGAGUUUGCCACCAACCCCUCAGUCUCCAACCACGCCAACCACUCAUGAUCCGCGAUCCCACCCCCGAAGACGACGAAAACAGUCUCUUCGUAGCGCAAGAUUAUCCCGAAUAUAACCGGAAAAUCUCAGUUCCGCGCCCGAAUACGGAGUUGGAUGCUGCGGUCACCAUGACGAUGUUUCGUCGUCAAGGGAUGCAUGAUUUACGUGGAACUCCUCCUGGUAGAUUCGGCCACUCGGCUGGUUCUCGUACUUUUCAGCAUGCUCAUCCUGAUGCUCAUAGCUAUCAGCGGUAUAUUGAAAACACUACUCCGGCAUUCCGUCUCGGAUCAAUAGUUCCUCGUCUUGAGGCAGUGCGCCGGAGCCAGAAGCAAAAUCGACUAGGUCAAUUGGAGAAAAGUGCCGAGGAUAAUGAAAACGAUGAGGAUAAGUAGCUUUUGAAGAUACUAUGGGCUAAUUUUGAGAAUAUCUGUGGGGUCUUUACGUUGAAUUUAAAUCUUUGAGGUCGUUAUCUAAGCUUCCAGAGCUUAAACAGAGGGUUUGCAUUAUUGGUCUGAGGGACUUUGAAUACACGCAUGAAGGGAGUUUGCGAGGUUUAUUAGAUACUCA